AUGGCUCAACAAUUAUCAAUUUAAAGAUUAUUAAGAGAAUACGACAAGUUGUAAAAAUUGAAAAAUAAUUAAUUUAUUUGUGAACCAAAUCCUGUGAAUAUUUUUGAAUGGCAUUUUGUGAUUUAUAAUUUGACUGAUUUUUUUGAAGGAGGCUAUUAUCAUGGAAUAUUAUAGUUGCCUCCAGAUUAUCCAUUAAAACCUCCAACAUUAAAAUUUAUUACUCCAUCAGGGAGAUUUGAAGUUGGAAAACCUGUAUGUCUGUAAUGUGAUAAUUAAUCAUAAGAUCAUUUACAAAUUUUCACCCUGAAAGCUGGAGUUCUGCGUAAACAAUUGAAUCAAUGAUGAUUUCCAUCAUUUCAUUCAUGUAUACAAAUGAAAAUACAACUGGAGGAAUAUUAAGUAGUCCAUAAGAAAAACAAAGGUAAGCUUUAAAUUCUAAAAAAUUUAAUUUAUAAAAUGAACAAUUUACAAAGAUCUUUAAAAAGCAUUUUGAUAAGUUAAAUUUGACUGACAAAUAUUUAGAUAAUUAUAUUAACAAUGAUAAUCAAAAAAAUUUAAAUGCAAAUAUAAUAGUGGAAGAAGAAAGUUCAAUAACAGUCAAAUAGUUUUUUAUAGGUGGUACCAUUAUAUUAUUAUUGAUCUAUAUGUUUUUAUAAAGUAUAGUUGAAUGA
Messenger RNA from Paramecium sonneborni, 671 nucleotides. The record is from the annotation of a GenBank genome assembly. NCBI's taxonomy places the organism in Eukaryota, Ciliophora, Oligohymenophorea, Peniculida, Parameciidae.